UCUAACCUUAAAACCUCUCUAAAACCCCCUGAAAAUGGACUCUUCUACAUACAAUAAAAAAAAAUGUGGUUUUCAACCAAAACUAUGCCUUCCUACGAAGCAAUUCUGUCAGCAACCGCCUCUCUCACCGCUUCCGUCAUUCUUUUACGAACCAUCGCCAAUGAUUUCAUCCCCGAAUCCAUCAAAGAUCGUCUAUUUUUACACCUUCACAAGAUUUCGUCCUCUUUAUCUUCUCAGCUCACGGUCGUCAUCGAAGAAUCCGACGGUCUCACGGUCAAUCAAGUCUUCCACGCCGCAAAUGUUUACUUGGGCGAAAAGCUGUCGUCGUCCACGCCGAGGAUCAAAGUUAAAAAGCCCGAAAAAGAGAAGGGUUUGCAAGUGACUACCGACAAGAAUCAAGAAAUGGUGGAUGUAUUCAAAGGUAUGAAGUUGAAGUGGGUGUUGCUGUCUACUUCGAGGAACCAUGUGUUAAAGAAAAACAACAAAAAUGGGGUUUUAAAGGAGGAAAUACGGUACUUCGAGCUUAGUUUUCAUAAGAAGAACAGGGAGAUGGUGUUGGGUUCUUACUUGCCUUACCUUCUUCAAAAAGCAAAAGAGAUUAAAGAAAAGAACAAGACAUUGAAGCUUCACACGGUUGAUUACAAUGGCACUGAUUAUUGGGGUUCCAUCAAUCUUGAUCAUCCAGCAAGUUUUGAUACAAUGGCAAUGGAUCCAGCAGUGAAGACUGCACUGAUUGAAGAUCUUGAUAGGUUUUCAAGGAGAAGAGAGUUUUACAGGAGAGUAGGGAAGGCUUGGAAACGUGGGUAUUUGUUAUAUGGACAACCUGGUACAGGGAAGUCAAGUUUGGUUGCUGCCAUGGCUAAUUAUCUUAAGUUUGAUGUUUACGAUUUGGAUUUGAAAGAAAUUCAAUGCAAUUCGGAUUUGAGGAGGUUAUUAAUUGGUACUGGUAAUGGAUCUAUAAUUGUCAUUGAAGACAUUGAUACUUCACUAGAUUCUGCUGAAGAUGACAAGGUUACAUUAUCUGGUCUACUGAACUUCAUUGAUGGACUGUGGUCAAGUUGUGGGGAUGAAAGGAUAAUAGUGUUUACAACCAAUCACAAGGACCGUCUUGAUCCAGUGCUGCUAAGACCAGGACGCAUGGAUAUGCACCUCCAUAUGUCUUACUGCACAUUUAGUGGUUUCAAAACCCUGGCUUCUAAUUACCUGCGAAUUCAAGAUCAUCAACUUUUUGAUGAAAUCAAAGGGUGGUUAGAUAAGGUUCAGGCAACACCAGCUGCGGUUGCAGGAGAGUUGAUGAAAUGUGAAGAUCCUGAUGUUGCUCUUCGAGGACUUAUCAAAUGGUUUCAUAACAGGGCUAACACUGAGAUGCAGGAUCGUAGUUUGAAUAUUAAAUAGUGUUUAGGACCUGAUUUUGUAAUAGCUGUUACUGCCAUUCUUUUUGCUGCAGAUAGAAAAAAAACAAAUAACCUGUUCAAGCUGAAUAUCAAUAAUAAUAAAAACAUCACGAUUAUGUUAUGUGCAAA
Molecule: messenger RNA, 1523 nt
Organism: Gossypium arboreum
Lineage: Eukaryota; Viridiplantae; Streptophyta; Magnoliopsida; Malvales; Malvaceae
Product: AAA-ATPase At3g50940-like
Exons: 2
Coding region: 64-1395 (443 amino acids)
Molecular function (GO): ATP binding; ATP hydrolysis activity
Source: RefSeq, a predicted model, not a curated record